AUGAUAUUUGUGCCAGGUGUCUGCGUUGGAGCUGGAGUGGGCUUGUCUCUGGAUGAGGAGCUGACAAGGAGGUGCAGGAGAAGAGGACGCCCAGCUGCACAGCUCUCUGGCUGCACAGCUCCCCGGCUGCACAGCUCCCCGGCUGCACAGCUCCCCGGCUGCACAGCUCCCCGGCUGCACAGCUCCCCGGCUGCACAGCUCCCCGGCUGCACAGCUCCCCGGCUGCACAGCUCCCCGGCUGCACAGCUCUCCGGCUGCUCAGCUCUCCGGCCGCACAGCUCCCCGGCUGCACAGCGUUCUGGCUCUGUCAGUCUGCUGUCGUCUGAGAUAAAUACGUGUCGUGGGGAGCUGUCAUCCAUGGAGCAGGAGCUGCAGAGGCUGCGGAGAGACACCAGUAUGAAUUCCUCCCAGCUCAGCUACGUGGAGGAGACCCUGCAGAAGACCCAGGGCCUACUGGAGGAGAAGAACAACGCUGUUGUGGACUUGGAGGAGAAGCUCCAAUGCUGUGAGGAGGACAGGCGGAACUCUGUGCAGCGUGGGAAGGAUCUGGAGGGACAGCUACAGGAGGUGCGAGAUGAGAUGCAUGACACCCUAGAGAAACUACAGGAACUGAGAGACCUGUUACAGCGCAUGCAGCUCGGCGCAGAUGAACGACACAUUUCAUUGGAGAAACUCUCCGCCGAGCUCAGGUGAGCCUCUCUGCCAACCGCCCGACACACACACACACACACACACACACACACACACCCUUGACCGGUGGUCUCCAUUUGUUGCUUCAUUGAAGAAGACAGGUCUCCCCUCAAACCUUUAGGAAAUGCGUCUUUAACAAAAUCAUCUCCAAACAGACAAAAGUCCCCCUCCCCAAGUACGGUCAGUGGAAAAUGUAAUAAAAUGACUGCAUGGCAAUUUGAAGGUGAAGGUAUUUCAUUUUUAAAACCUAUUUCAUUACACAUUUCAUUGAAGAAGCGCUGCCAGCACACCGGAAGUAGUACGUGCUGUCUAUGGACAGUGUAACCAUGGCAACCGCUGACCUGCCGAGCGCUGUGGAUUUGUGUCUGCGACUUCGUCGACCGACGGAUUUGGGAAGACUGAUUCCAAAGUCCUGCGUUUUGAUUUGGUUUUUACACAAUGAAAACAUUCUUUGGUCAGAUUUAAUAAUCAUUGAUUUUGGAUUACCUUGUUUGUCUUUUACUGUGACUUUUUACUAUAUAAAAAAGGAAAUAUGAUAUGUGUAAUAUAUGUAUAUCCUAUUUUUAAAAGUACAUAUUACGUACUGUGCAUAACUUAUUUGUUGAGAAUUACGUGCAAUGCUGAAAACGUAGCUCCUCUUUGCACUGAAUCCUGACGUGAGCUCAUCAUCAUCAUCAUCAUCAUCAUCAUCAAGGGAAAGCCUCCGUUUCAAGAUGAGAAGGCUAACUGUACUAUGCAGUGGCAGACUGAGUUGGUCUCUGUCAUUCAUAAUAUGGAUCAUUCUAUUUUUAUUGUUUAUAUAUUUCAUAAUGUAUUGUUUUUAUAAUGUAUAAAUUGUGUCUUCUUUUGAGGCUUUGUCGCAGUGCGGAGAACAAAGAGCAGUUGCUUUGGACACACACACACGGAUAUCAAACACCCGUGAUGAGUCAUAAAUCAUUUGAUACACAUGAUCUCUUUGUGUACAUAGAUACACAGAACAGGAUAUUACAUUUUACAUCCUGUUCUCCAUUCCAAAUACAAUAUCACUCUUGUCUGUCUGGUAUGGAGUUAAUGCCCUCUGUUUGAUACCAACCAGCCACUUCAUCUUUGGUAAACGUCUUUGUCAAAUACACAGUUGUCCCCCAGCCAACAUGGCUUGACAAGUUGACAGUGUCACAAACUGUCAAAGGGCACGCUCUAACCGGGUGUAUGUCAUGGGGAUUAUUGUGAAGCUUUGACAGGUAUACAUGUGGAUGGUCUCUCAUUCAAACAUAAUGACAACUACAGUAACACCUGAUGAUCUGUAAAUCCUAUUGAACAGCUACAGUGCUGUAACUCCUCCCCUCAGGCAUGGAUGCAGUAGUAUUGAAGUUAAACUAAAGGCAUCAAAAAGACUACGUACUGUGACUGAGCACAGGCUGUCUGAGGGGAUCAGAAUCACUUAUCUGGGUCACACACUGAUUCAUCUCUCCUGGACAGAACUACCUAAACAUCUGAUCAAAUUGCGUGAGAUUUUUUGUUAUUGGUUAACUGAGAUUACACAAUGACUAGUUAUUUAGGAUGCAAGAUGAUUUGUAGAUCAGUGAUUCAGACAGCAAUGCAGUUAAUCUCAAACGCACACAACAUCUCUGCAUUACAGUCGCAAGUAGUUUUCCUUUGAUUCCCUCGUGUGUAUGUGUGUGUGUGAAACAAAAUGCCCUUUACACAGAUGUGAUCAGAUGAGAUCUUCUGGUUGAAAUAGAAUAUGCCCCUGGUGAACAGUGAUUUCACAGCCCAAAUAUGUAUGAAUAAUUGAGUGUGUGAUUUCACAGUUGUGCCGGUGCUUCUGGGUAGGUUCCCCAGCUCUACAUAACAUGUUUUCAGAUCCACUGUGUGUGUGUGUGUGUGUGUGUGUGUGUGUGUGUGU
This is a messenger RNA of Salvelinus namaycush (lake trout), 2575 nucleotides long. Its product is annotated as coiled-coil domain-containing protein 18-like. The coding region runs from base 1 to 693 and encodes 230 amino acids. The transcript is spliced from 3 exons. The record is from RefSeq and is a predicted model, not a curated record. NCBI's taxonomy places the organism in Eukaryota, Metazoa, Chordata, Actinopteri, Salmoniformes, Salmonidae.